Messenger RNA from Pieris brassicae (large cabbage white), 4035 nucleotides. RefSeq names its product catenin alpha (gene alpha-Cat). Gene Ontology annotation, cellular component: adherens junction; catenin complex. Gene Ontology annotation, biological process: cell-cell adhesion; cell migration. Bases 212 to 2977 code for a protein of 921 amino acids. The record is from RefSeq and is a predicted model, not a curated record. The transcript is spliced from 24 exons. Gene Ontology annotation, molecular function: beta-catenin binding; actin filament binding; cadherin binding. NCBI's taxonomy places the organism in Eukaryota, Metazoa, Arthropoda, Insecta, Lepidoptera, Pieridae.
CAUCAGAAAUUCCAGUCUCAAAUUGGCAACAUAGUCUCCUCUUGGUAGUCUGUGCAUAUUGAAUUGUUUUUGACACACCUUUCUAUGCUUUCUAUUCCUAAUUUUAAAGCUCUUCGUUUUCGUGUGUGUAUUUUGUGAGCUUUCUAGUGUUGUAACGUAUUAUUAAAGCUAAUUUCCAAGUGUUAGUGCUAGGCGGCAUUUCUACAUAAGAAUGACAACCAUGGCUGACCCCUAUGACACAACUGGGACUUUGUCCCUGAAAUGGGAUCCUAAAAACUUGGAGAUACGUACCAUGUCAGUUGAGAGAACCCUUGAGCCAUUGGUGUUGCAGGUUACUACCCUUGUUAACAGCAAGGAUAAGGCAGCUAAAAAGAAACGACCUGGCAAAUCUAAAAGAGCCAGUGCCUUAGUAGCAACUGUAGAGAGAGCUACAGAAAUCUUCAUAGAAAGAGGACAGACAAUUGCUUAUGAGAACCCAGAAAUCACCCAGGAAAUGCUGGCUGCAGUUGAACAAGUUAGAAAGGCUGGGGCGGCUAUGAGUCUGGCAGCUCGUGAGUUCUCUGAGGAGCCGUGUGCAUCAUCUGUCCGCUCCAGUAUGGUUAGAGCCGCUCGCAGCCUGCUCUCUGCUGUCACUCGCCUGCUUAUUCUUGCUGAUAUGGUGGAUGUACAUCUGUUGUUGUCUAAACAGAGAAUGGUGGAAAAAGAUCUUGACAAGUUGAAAUCUGCUUCCUCUCAAUCUGAGCUGAUAGAGAGUGCUCGUCAAUUUGGUCGUUCUGCCAGUGAAUUGGCUGCUCAAGCGGCUAAGAGGCAGAAGGAACUCAAGGAGCCAAGGAUGAAGGACGAGCUUGCCGCAGCCAGGGCUGUUCUGAAGAAGCACUCAACUAUGCUACUCACUGCCUCUAAGGUAUACGUUCGUCACCCGGAAUUGGCUGCUGCAAAGGCCAACCGUGAUUUCGUGCUUCGUGCUGUGUGUUCCGCCGUUGACACCAUCUCGGCUGUCGCUCAGGGCAGACCCACUCCUAAUACUGGUACUAACCGUGUCCCAGUGGAGGGUCCUGGAGAAUUGGCUCAGGCUUUGGAUGAUUUUGACGAGCGUAUGGUGAUGGAGCCGUUGGCGUAUUCCGAGUUGCGGACGCGUCCGUCGCUCGAGGAGAGACUUGAAUCCAUCAUUUCUGGUGCAGCGCUUAUGGCCGACAGCUCUUGUACGCGAGACGAGCGUCGCGAGCGCAUAGUGGCCGAGUGUAACGCGGUGCGUCAGGCUUUGCAGGAGUUGCUCCACGAAUAUAUGACCAAUGCCGGUCGUGCCGAACAGUCCGAGGGAUUGGAACGGGCGUUGGAGCACAUGUGCCGUAAGACUCGCGACUUGCGCCGGCAGCUGAGGAAGGCUGUGGUGGAUCAUGUGUCUGACAGUUUCCUGGAGACCAACGUGCCUCUGCUGGUCCUGAUGGAGGCGGCCCGCAACGGCAACGAGAAGGAGGUGGAGGAGUACGCCGUCGUCUUCACCGAACACGCUAAUAAACUUGUCGAGGUGGCGAACCUCGUGUGCUCGAUGUCUAACAACGAAGACGGCGUCAAAAUGGUGAGACACGCAGCCGGACAGAUCGAGGCUCUCUGCCCUCAGGUAAUCAAUGCGUGUCGCGUCCUCGCGGCUCGAAGCCGUUCGCGCGUCGCCCAGGAGAACGGACGUGCCUUCGGGCGCGCUUGGGAAGCCGCCGUACGACUUCUGACCGACGCCGUGGAUGAUCUGACCACGAUUGAUGACUUCUUGGCCGUUAGCGAGAAUCACAUUCUCGAGGACGUGAACAAGUGUGUAGUAGCCCUGCAAGAGGGUGAUCCGGACUCGCUGGAGCGCACUGCUGGAGCCAUACGCGGACGAGCCGCUAGGGUGUGUUCAGUUGUGACUCAAGAGAUGGACAACUACGAGCCCUGUAUUUACACCAAGAGGGUUCUGGAAGCUGUCACCGUACUACGUGACCAAGUCAUGUCAAAAUUCGCUGUACGUGUGGAUGCAGCAGUUUCGGCUCUCGGCAGCGGUGGAGGUGCAGGCUUGGACGAAAACGACUUCAUUGACGCUUCUCGACUGGUGUAUGACGCUGUGAGGGAGAUAAGGCGCGCUGUGCUCAUGAACCGGACGAGCGACGACCUCGAUACGGACACGGAGUUCGAACCCGUGGAAGACAUGACCAUGGAGACAAGGAGCCGAUCGAGUGCGCACACCGGCGAACAUGGCGUGGAUGAAUAUCCUGACAUCAGUGGCAUUACCAAUGCAAGGGAAGCAAUGCGAAAGAUGACGGAAGAAGAUAAACGCAAGAUCCUCCAGCAAGUGGAGUUGUUCCGUCGUGAGAAGAUGACAUUUGACAACGAAGUUGCCAAGUGGGACGACGCGGGCAACGACAUCAUCAUGCUGGCCAAGCAUAUGUGCAUGAUCAUGCUGGAGAUGACAGAUUUCACAAGAGGCCGUGGUCCUCUGAAGACAACUAUGGACGUCAUCAACGCGGCCAAAAAGAUCUCAGAGGCCGGGACUAAACUUGACAAACUGACGAGGGAGAUCGCCGAACAGUGCCCAGAGUCGUCGACCAAGCAGGAUCUGUUAGCGUACCUGCAGCGCAUAGCCCUUUACUGCCACCAGAUUCAAAUCACGAGCAAAGUCAAGGCAGACGUACAGAAUAUAUCCGGAGAGCUCAUCGUCAGUGGGUUGGACAGCGCCACCUCCCUGAUCCAAGCGGCCAAGAACUUGAUGAACGCUGUCGUGCUGACCGUCAAAGCCUCGUACGUCGCCUCCACGAAAUACACUCGACAGGGAACUAUUGCUUCCCCGAUCGUGGUGUGGCGUAUGAAAGCGCCUGAGAAGAAGCCGUUGAUCAGACCGGAGAAGCCCGAAGAGGUGCGGGCGAAGGUCCGUCGCGGAAGUCAGAAGAAACAACCCAGUCCCAUCCACGCUCUUGCGGAGUUUCAGAGCCCCGCUGACAAUGUUUGAACGUCACCUAUACAAUAUUUAUAAUUAGAAGUAAUUUUAUAAUACUUCAAGUAUCUACUCAAUCUAGACAAUAUUGUCGAUUUCAAUAAUUACGGUAGCUCAAUAUUUAUAAUAACUUUUCGGUAUUGUUUACCCUAAAUUCUUAGAAGAUUUUAUUAGUCAAACUUUUCUCUAUUUUUGUAUUUGGUCAGUCUAAAUAGUAACCCUCUUAUAAUAAAAAUGAUAAGCGUUGAGGCGGUUAAACAAUUUUAGUUUGUUUAUUUAUUGAACGUACGUGGUUUUCAAAAUAUUAUAAGUAUAUUGAAGAAUCAGGGAUUGUACCCUUGGCAUAACGCAAAAUGGAAUACUUGAACAGCACUCCGUGGGAGCAUUUGAAGCUAAACGAUAUUAUCAUUUGAAUAACAUUCGUGUAUUUAUGCCGCUUGUAUACGGUUUCAAACUGACAUUAACGUUUUGACAGAUGACAUUAUUGUAUAGAUGAUUGACAUUGUCAUUUCGAUAAUGAAUGACAGCUACAUUUAGUAUCUUUUGCAUACUGCUUACUAAUCUAAAUUUUAUUAGACAAGAUUUUUUUAGAUUAAAUAUUCCGACGGCUAAACCUAGGUUACUAUUUUUAAGCUUAAACUACGAAAUAUAUAAACAAGAAAAAGGGUAAAACGUUUUACAAAUGCGUAACGUAACUUUCAAUAGCCAUUUCGAUGACGAUAUUAUGUUUCUUAUCUAAUUCCAAGUUUUAAUUUUAGUUCAAAAUGGCCAAUUAUUAAGUCUUGAAUAUUGAAUUAUAAGAAUCAGUGUUGCUUUUACAAGGUACGUCUGCUAAUAAAACAUCCGAAAUUCCAUUUCAACUGUAUUUAUAUAUUACGUAGUACUCACACUAAAACCAGUGUUGCAGUAUUUAAAACUGCAUUCGCAUCGUUUGAAAAAUCGACGCAAACAUUUUGACCCACGCGUGUAUCACAAAUUUGGAAGACGGUUUUUGAUCAUUUGUAAUUUAUUUGGUUCUGACAAUCUGUGCCAGUUACAAAUUAUCACUUCUAUAUAUUCAAUUUUAAUAACGA